Messenger RNA from Octodon degus (degu), 1404 nucleotides. It is a transcript of the gene Muc12, whose product is annotated as mucin 12, cell surface associated. The record is from RefSeq and is a predicted model, not a curated record. The coding region runs from base 1 to 1248 and encodes 415 amino acids. The transcript has 13 exons. Lineage: Eukaryota; Metazoa; Chordata; Mammalia; Rodentia; Octodontidae.
AUGCCCCCAGACAGCUCGCAGACGCCAGGGAAGAUUCAGGGAUCACCAACGCAUUCCAAGUUCUACCACAGUGGGAGCAUCACCUGCCGGCUCCCAGUCUACAGCCCUGACUCCCGUUCCUCUUUCAGCAGUGGGUCCACUGAACACUCUGUGUCAACUGCCACCAGCAGCACUGCCACAGCCUCUUCCCCACCAAGGCAAUGCCUCUACGGGGGAUCGUGGAAUGGAAACAGGUGCAUCUGCAAACCCGGCACCACGGGGCAGAACUGCGAGUUCCUCGUGUACUCCUUCCCCAUUGAAACCCCAGAAUUAGUCAACGCGACUGUCACUAUGAUAGUGAAAGUAACUCACAGGAGUUUCACCAAUGAUCUGAUUGACGAAUCCUCCCCGAUGUACCUGAAUUUCACUGAGGCCUUCAAGAAGCGGAUGGACGAAGUGUUCAAAGGCCCCACCCUCUCUGAGUACAAAGAGGUGAUCAUCAGGAAUCUGGCCAAUGGCAGCAUCGUGGUGACAAGUGAUGUCGUCCUGGAGACAAACUACAUCCCGCAGUAUAAGGCACUGUUUAGUAACCUCACGAAGAUUGUGAGGGCCAAAAUCAUAAACGAAACCAGUUCAUUCGAGGAUGAUGACGUUAAGUGUCAAGUCUCCAAACUGUGUUACAACGCACAAGACACCGUGGUGAAUGAAGCCGUAGUGAAGACAAACUUCGACCCCCAGGAGCAAUGUAUCCAGAAGGCUGCCGAGGGCUUUGGCCAGUACUACUAUGCGGAGGAGCUGGAUGGGCAGCUGACUUGCGUGACCAGGUGCACCCAGGGCUGGAAGGGGCACCUCAACUGCAACCUGGGAGAGUGCCAGCUGCAGCGCAGUGGCCCCCACUGCCUGUGCCCAAACACAGACUCGCACUGGUACUGGGGGGAGACCUGUGAGCUGACUAUCAGCAAGAACCUCGUGUACGGCCUGGUGGGCGCCGUGCUGGCCGUGCUCCUGGUCAUUGUGCUGACUCUGGCUGUCUUCCUUGGUCGAUCCCAGAGGAGACUGCACAGCCAAGAGUACAACCUGUCUCAAGAGUGGCAGAAAGAAGGUCUCCCUGGCAGCUUCCAGAACACGGGCAUUUGGGAAGAUAAGAAUCUGCAGGACAGAUAUGGCCUGGAGAAUGUCUACAGUCACUUCCAGCCCUCACUGGAGACUGUCAACCCUAUGGCAGAGCUCCAUUUUCGGAGGCCAGAGGUGGUGCAGACAACUCGGUGAGGGGAACAGAGGCUCCCACCCCUCAUGUAGAUUUGGACCAGAGUUGCCGAGAGUCUACCAUGAACUCUGCUGGUGGUCAAGAGGAAUGUGAUGCUGAGCUCAGGUCCAUGCACAGAUGACCGAUUGGCCUGCGAUCUGCUGCAGCCAGCUGGAAAG